AUGGGUUCCUCCUCGUCGCUUCUCUGGCCGGGCUCGAAAUCAAGCACCGGCCUCCCAAUUUGGUGCGUCUGCCUCGACCCGUACAGCGAAAAGCGAUACUUGCAGCAAGACGCUAGCGAAGAUCAACAUGGAGGUGAAGUACGGCAGUACCUGCUGUUCGGGAUGCAGGUGGACGCACAGUCCGGACGAGUCGACCGCGUUGACGUCGGCUGCGUGGGACACCAAGCGGGGUUUCGGGUGGGGGACAUUUUGGAGGGAGUGUUGGGGUUUUCGUCUCUACAGGCGUACAGUGAGGCAAUCGGGCGAAGGGAUGAAGCUACUUCGGAGGAACCGUCGAGAGUUGUGCAUUUUCUUCGCAAAGGUGUGCCCUUGGAACUGGAAAUUCCAGGGGUCGGGUGACUGCUCGCAAGAUGCGGAACGAAAUGCGUAAUAGUGCAAGUGCGUGAAGAAACACGGAACAAGAAAGGCAGAAAUACAUCGCGUGCUGUAGAAUUUUUGAAUAAGAAACGAGCGGCCGCAGAACAAUUCAAGAAAUGAAUCACUCGCACAU
Messenger RNA from Amoebophrya sp. A120, 550 nucleotides. The record is from the annotation of a GenBank genome assembly. NCBI's taxonomy places the organism in Eukaryota, Dinophyceae, Syndiniales, Amoebophryaceae.